AUGCAAGAUUUGAGAAGAAGACCUAAAGUCGUACAACACGUUCCCGUCGGGGACUAUGAUGCCUGCGCUACGGCCUAUGAAAACAUCAGAAAGAACUGGCCUGCAGUAAUGUUUGUUCUCCAUAUUCUUCCUGAAAAGAACGCUCGUGAAUAUGAAUGGAUGCGUACACUCAGUUCAAUUCAUGGUUUCGUUCGGCAAGGUGUACUACUUGAAAACGCCCUAGACAGAUUCGCCAGCGUCGCUAAGUUGGGGAACGAUCCUAGCGAAGUGUUCGCUAAUGUUGCACAAUGGAUUGCAAGAGCUACCAGCAAACUUUGUCUCGAUAAAGACCCUAUGUAUAAACCAUAUGAUCUCCGUGUCGGUUCACGUAAUGCUAUGUCACUCAAUGUUAAAAUUGACCAAGAUGCUAUGCAAACUGCUGUAAACACCGUUUUAUCUGGAUCACCAGACUUGCUGCCGUUACAUCGUGAAGAAUCUGCUGUACAUGUCACUGGAUUCCCAUCUUCACUCAACGAGUUUGGCGUAGCCCAACUGUUCCAUGGACUGAAAGUCACAGGAGUGGUAUUGAAUGCUGAUCGAGCUACAGUCACGUUCGCCACGAAGUUCCUAGCAUAUCAGGCGUGCUCGUUGCAUGGUAAGAAACUUGAUCGUUUUCACACACUCCGCGUGGAACCAAUUUCACCGGAGGUUAAAGAGCAGCUUUUGUUGAACGAAGCCGAGUUGUGA
This is a messenger RNA of Cooperia oncophora, 726 nucleotides long. Lineage: Eukaryota; Metazoa; Nematoda; Chromadorea; Rhabditida; Trichostrongylidae. The record is from the annotation of a GenBank genome assembly.